AAGUGGCCGGAAGUGGGAAUGCAGCCUGUAGAACUCUCGAGAUCAACAUGGCGGCGUACAUGAAGCUGUGGAGCAGCUACAGGCAGGCGUACAGAAAUGGGACAGUCUUCUGUAGUAGGUUCAAUAAAAAGCUCACGAUUCACGGAUUAUAUCCGGGAGAGUCACUCAGUCCGAGCGGAUUUACCGCGACACGAUCCCACUCUUGUAUUCCGGGUAAAAAGUCACCGUUAUUUGGUGGCACUUUGACAUCAGUGACAGGACGUGGGCGCGUGUCCGAGCUGAGAAAAUGGACCAGAAUCGCCGGUGUGUUUCCCCCCGCCAGGGGAGAUGUUCAACCUGGUCUGCUUAUGAACCAUGACCAGAGGAGAUACCUGUUUGGCAACAGGGGCAGCGGACUCCCUGGAGAGGAUGGAGCUGAAAGCAGCAGUCCUAAUGACGAUGAACCUGGUGGAGAUGGAGCAGAAUCCGGCUCUGCUCCCCUGCACAUCACCGCUCUCACUCCCAUGAUGGUGCCCGAAGUGUUUCCCAACGUGCCUCUCAUCGCUGUGACCAGGAACCCGGUUUUCCCAAGGUUCAUCAAGAUCAUCGAGGUGAAGAAUAAGCAGCUGAUGGAUCUGCUGAGGAGAAAAGUGCGACUUGCUCAGCCCUAUGCCGGCGUCUUCCUCAAGAAGGAUGAUAAUGACGAGACAGAUGUUGUGGAAAAUUUGGACGCUGUUUACAACACUGGGACUUUUGUCCAGAUCCAUGAAAUGCAAGAUCUCGGCGACAAGCUGCGUAUGAUUGUGAUGGGACACCGAAGGAUUCGGAUCACUAAACAGCUGGACGUCGAGGUCGAGGCAACGCCCCCCACACCGGAGUCAGACUCCGACCAGUCCAAAGCUCAGCGGAGGAAAACCAAACGUGUUCGUAAAGAUAGCGCCUCGGCUGAGGAGAUGGUGGAGAAAGUAAAAGAGGCUGAGUUUAUUGUGGAGGCUGUUCCCUUACCCAAGAGCAACGAGAUCCUCAUGGUGGAGGUCGAUAACGUCAUACACGAGGAGUUCCAGGUCACAGAGGAGGUUAAGGCUCUGACAGCCGAGAUUGUUAAGACCAUCCGGGACAUCAUUGCUCUAAAUCCUUUGUACAGAGAAUCAGUUCUACAGAUGAUGCAGGCAGGACAGAGAGUAGUUGACAAUCCUAUUUACUUGAGUGACAUGGGCGCUGCUCUGACCGGCGCUGAAUCACACGAGCUGCAGGACGUUCUGGAGGAAACCAAUAUCCCCAAACGCCUAUACAAGGCUCUGUCUCUGCUGAAGAAGGAGUACGAGUUGAGUAAGCUUCAGCAGCGCCUCGGCAGGGAGGUGGAGGAGAAAAUCAAGCAGACACACAGGAAGUACCUUCUGCAAGAGCAGCUAAAGAUCAUCAAGAAAGAGCUGGGCCUGGAGAAGGAGGACAAGGACGCCAUCGAGGAGAAGUUCCGAGAGAGGCUGAAGGAGCGCACCGUACCACAACACGUCAUGGAGGUCAUCAACGAGGAGCUGAACAAACUCAGUCUUCUGGAUAAUCACUCUUCAGAGUUCAAUGUUACGAGGAACUACUUGGACUGGUUGACCUCGAUGCCAUGGGGCACCAACAGCAUGGAGAACCUGGAGCUGUCUCAAGCCAGCAAAGUGCUAGAUGAAGAUCAUUAUGGCAUGGAGGAUGUGAAGAAGCGCAUUCUCGAGUUUAUCGCAGUCAGCCAGCUGAGAGGCAGCACACAGGGGAAGAUCCUGUGUUUCUACGGACCACCCGGGGUGGGAAAGACCAGCAUCGCCCGCUCCAUCGCUAGAGCCCUAAACCGGGAGUACUUCCGCUUCAGCGUGGGCGGCAUGACCGACGUAGCUGAAAUCAAAGGCCACAGGAGGACAUAUGUCGGAGCGAUGCCGGGAAAAAUCAUCCAGUGUAUGAAGAAGACAAAAACCGAAAACCCACUAGUUCUCAUUGACGAGGUGGAUAAAAUAGGUAGAGGCUACCAGGGGGAUCCAUCUUCCGCCCUGCUGGAGCUUUUAGACCCUGAGCAGAACUCCAACUUCCUGGAUCACUACCUGGAUGUUCCUGUGGACCUGUCAAAGGUUCUUUUUAUUUGCACGGCCAAUGUCACCGAUACAAUUCCUGAACCUCUGAGAGACCGAAUGGAAAUGAUCAAUGUGUCCGGCUACGUGGCUCAGGAGAAACUAGCUAUCGCAGAGAGGUAUCUGGUGCCCCAGUUACGGACUCUUUGUGGUUUGGAUGAGCAGAAGGCAAGCAUCUCCUCAGAAGCUCUGAACCUUCUUAUCAGGCAGUACUGCAGAGAGAGUGGCGUCAGGAACCUGCAGAAACAGGUGGAGAAGGUUUUCCGCAAAGCCGCAUUCCGAAUCGUUAAAGGAGAGGAGGCUGCGCUCAGCGUGACGGCCGACAAUCUGCAGGAUUACGUCGGCAAACCCCUGUUCACUGUGGACCGAAUGUAUGAUGUCACACCCCCGGGUGUGGUCAUGGGCCUGGCAUGGACAGCAAUGGGUGGCUCCACGUUGUUCAUCGAGACGUCUUUGAAGCGUCCGAGGACCACAAAAGAAAAAGACGGACCUGCAGAAGGCUCUCUGGAGGUGACUGGGCAGCUGGGAGACGUGAUGAAGGAGAGCGCUAAAAUUGCCUACACUUUCGCUCGCUCCUUCCUAAUGAAUGAACAGCCGGAGAACGACUUCCUCGUGGGCUCCCAUGUCCACCUGCAUGUGCCAGAGGGUGCCACUCCUAAAGACGGCCCCAGCGCAGGCUGCACUAUAGUCACGGCUCUGCUGUCGUUGGCCACCAACAUGCCGGUGCGGCAGAAUGUGGCCAUGACAGGAGAAGUGUCCUUGACUGGGAAGAUCCUGCCUGUGGGAGGAAUCAAGGAAAAAACCAUUGCUGCAAAAAGAGCUGUAGUUGAUUGCAUCAUACUCCCUGCUGAAAACAAGAAGGAUUUCUCCGAUCUGGCCGAGUACAUUACAGAGGGCUUGGAAGCACACUUCGUUGAACAUUACCAAGAAAUCUACAAGAUCGUGUUCACAGGCAAAUGAAGAACCGUAGUUCAAUCUGCUAUAUUUAAGUUUCUGGAAUACAGUGGUGCCUCCGAUACCCACCAAGGUUUAAUUUACCAGCAGGGUGACUGUAGAGUUCAAAUCCUCAUCUUCAGUGAAAAGCUGGCAGCUGAACACUGACGUCCCAAAUACGCACCACAACACACUGGGAUUGUGUUAUUGCUGCUACACAGCCAUUAUUCCACCAUGUUGCAUCACAGGUUAUAUCUCAAUGAAAAAAAGAAGCACUUCACAAUUUGGGUAUUUGUUUGUUUUUGUUUUUUUCCCAAUUCAUUUUUCCAGAUUCUAAAAUCCAGAUAUUUUCAUCCAUGGAGAACGCCAGCCCGAUGCAGUGAUCGCAAGCAGCCUUUUUUUUUUUUUUUUUACGAGUUUUUUCUUAAACUUUUGCUCACCUAGAAAUUGAAGUCUGCCUUGAAACACGCCAUGUGCAAAGUUGUUGUAACACUUUUGGAUGUAAAUAUGAAAUGAAAGUUGUAAUUCUGA
Molecule: messenger RNA, 3551 nt
Organism: Silurus meridionalis
Lineage: Eukaryota; Metazoa; Chordata; Actinopteri; Siluriformes; Siluridae
Gene: lonp1
Product: lon peptidase 1, mitochondrial
Biological process (GO): mitochondrion organization; chaperone-mediated protein complex assembly; protein quality control for misfolded or incompletely synthesized proteins
Cellular component (GO): mitochondrial matrix
Molecular function (GO): single-stranded DNA binding; ATP binding; ATP hydrolysis activity
Source: RefSeq, a predicted model, not a curated record